AUGCUUAUGGCUGCAAAAGGAGAGCGAGUGCGUAGUGGAGUCUUUUUCCCUCCAUUUGUUAUAAUUCAGCAAUUCUGUUUUGCUGGUGUUGGUGCCUGCUGUUUUGGUUCUCGUAGCAGGAAAGCGGGGUAUAUUUAUUGUAAUUAUGUGCAAUCCUAUAGUUGUGAUGUAAGGAGGCGAAAGUUUAGGUAUUUGGUUUUGAUGGUAUAUUAAGCAAAUGUAUUCUCAAGACUUACAAUUUGCUUGGUACGCUACACCUGAUAAUGAAUACAGUACUGGACUCGGUUGUUUCCCUUAACACAGCUUUGCCUCGAAAGCGCCGAGAAAAGGUUCUCCGGUUCACUGGUGCAAUUUUGGAGCCGUACCGUUUUGGAUCCUGCCUGACUGUGACUGCCACCUAUUGGGCUCGUCAGGAAACUGUUCACUCAAUUGGCAGUCUUAAAUCUAAUAUAAAUAGGCACUUCCCCAUGUGUUGAACAAAUCCUCUCGUAGUCAUUACAGUUGUCUUUCAUAGGUGGUGAUCAAAAGUAUUCUAUUCAUUUUCUUGUAAGCUUUAGGUUACAGUACAGUAAAUGAUAGAAUAAGUUCAGAUCGACACACACAACUAUUCACAAUCUGACCAUUGAUUAUUAUUUUGGAAAUGGUUCUCUGUCAAUCAUGUUCACCUGUUCUAUCCUUGUUGAUCCUACACCAAAUGUCUUUAAUAGAAUAAAACACCAAGUAUAAAAUGGCUGGCAUUUUUGCAAGUUAGAUUAAAAAUGCUACAAAUUCUCAUGAUGUUUCCCUCUAGCUCACUCCUCUUAAAAAACAAAGCAAAACAAAAAACCUGCCUGAUAUCCAUGUUUGUUUUCAGCCAUUUGGCUGAAAUUUUUCAUUUGGCCUUGCUGCAAAUAUAUCUGCCAGGUUUUCAUAAUCCACAUUUUAUAAUGUAGUAAAUUUAGAAGAUUCAGACUCCUUGGAAUAGGUAUUUGAGUUUUGAAUCAGUGUGAUCCUAGCUUCCAACUGUGCUUUGGGUGUUUUCCAUUUUGGCCCUUAUAAGAAAUUAAUUCUCCCUGAUUGUCAGGGACUCAAAAGAAAGCUGUCCAAUUCAUGUUAUUUUCUGCAGAUUGAGGCUGCAAUUUGUUUUUUUUUAAAAAUGAUAUUUAUUGAGAUUUCAAAAACAAAAAAUUACAUAAAAGACAAUGAAAAAUAUAGAAAAAAAGAGAAAAAACAUACAAAAUGCAAAAUAUAGGGGGGAAAAAUAGAAAAAACACUUAGAAACAAAUUUAUCCUUUCGUAUCUUACAUUUCAUUUCCUUGCUUUCCUGACCUCCUCUCACCUCCCUUUUUUGUAUUCCGGUUCAAUUGGUUAAUUCAGCAAUUCCUUUCCCUCUUUGUUUUUGUCUUAGUCCUUUAACUUAAUAUAUUAUAGCUUUAAAUUCUCACCUAUUAACCAGCCAUUUUUCAUACACCUUUAUAACAUUGCUGCUAGAACCACUUAAUUUCAUUCUGACAUCAUUCUAACAUUCAUUAAUUUUACAAUAUUUCUGUAAAUAGUCUUUAAAUUUCUUCCAAUCUUCUUCCACCGACUCUUCACCCUGGUCUCGGAUUCUGCCAGUCAUUUCCGCCAAUUCCAUGUAGUCCAUCACCUUCAUCUGCCAUUCUUCCAGAGUGGGUAGAUCUUGUGUCUUCCAAUACUUUGCAAUAAGUAUUCUUGCUGCUGUUGUAGCAUACAUAAAGAAAGUUCUGUCCUUCUUUGGCACCAUUUGGCCGACCAUGCCCAGGAGAAAGGCCUCUGGUUUCUUCAGAAAGGUAUAUUUAAAUACCCUUUUCAUUUCAUUAUAAAUCAUCUCCCAGAAAGCCUUAAUCCUUGGGCACGUCCACCAAAGGUGAAAGAAUGUACCUUCAGUUUCUUUACAUUUCCAACAUUUAUUGUCGGGCAAAUGAUAGAUUUUUGCAAGCUUGACUGGUGUCAUGUACCACCUGUAUAUCAUUUUCAUAAUAUUCUCUCUUAAGGCAUUACAUGCCGUGAACUUCAUACCUGUGGUCCAUAACUGUUCCCAGUCAGCCAUCAUUAUGUUAUGUCCAACAUCUUGUGCCCAUUUAAUCAUAGCAGAUUUCACCGUUUCAUCCUGUGUAUUCCAUUUCAACAGCAAGUUAUACAUCUUUGACAAAAUCUUAGUUUUGGGUUCUAACAGUUCUGUUUCUAAUUUUGAUUUUUCCACCUGGAAGCCAAUUUUCUUGUCCAAAUUGUAUGCCUCCAUUAUCUGAUAAUAAUGAAGCCAGUCUCGCACUUUGUUUUUUAAUUUCUCAAAACUCUGCAAUUUCAAUCUAUCUCCCUCUUGUUCCAAAAUUUCCCAAUAUUUCGGCCAUUUAACCUCUAUAUUGAGCUUUUUCUGAGCCUUCGCUUCCAUCAGUGACAGCCACCUUGGGGUUUUAUUUUCCAAUAGGUCCAUAUAUCUUAUCUAAACAUUAAAUAAUGCUUUCCUGACAAUAUGGUUUUUAAAUGCUUUAUGUGCUUUGACCUUAUCAUACCACAAGUAUGCAUGCCAUCCAAAUACAUUAUUAAAACCUUCUAAAUCCAAAAUGUCUGCGUUUUCCAGAAGUAGCCAUUCUUUCAACCAGCAAAAAGCUGCUGAUUCAUAAUAAAGUUUAAGGUCUGGCAGGGCAAAUCCACCUCUUUCCUUUGCAUCUGUUAGUAUUUUAAAUUUUAUUCUAGGCUUCUUGCCCUGCCAGACAAAUCUAGAGAUAUCUCUCUGCCACUUCUUGAAACAGUCCAUUUUGUCCAAAAUUUGCAAUGUUUGAAACAGAAACAGCAUUCUAGGCAAUACAUUCAUUUUUAUAGCAGCGAUGCGGCCUAGCAGUGAAAGCUUUAGAUUUGACCAAAUUUCUAAGUCUUUUUUCACUUCAGUCCAACAUUUUUCAUAAUUGUCUUUAAAUAGAUUCCCAUUUUUAGCUGUCAUGUUAAUCCCCAGGUAUUUCACUUUCUUAACCACUGUUAAACCUGUCUCAUUCUAAAACCUCUCUUUCUCCAUCACAGUUAAGUUUUUCUCUAAAACCUUUGUUUUUAACUUAUUCAGUUUAAAUCCUGAAACCUGACCAAAUUCUUGAAUCAGUUCCAAAACCCUUUUAGUACUAGAUUCUGGCUUCUGUAACGUCAAUACUAAGUCAUCUGCAAAUGCUCUCAACUGCAAUUUGAAGCAAAUCCCAUUGAGAACAGAGUGGCUUCUGUGUAAACAUAAUGAGGGUCCGGCUGAUAGACAUGCAUCUUAGUAUGAACAGAAGCUCAUGCUUCUUUUGUUGUGAGUUUAGCUUUGUCAUUCUUGUAGCUCCCUGUGUGCAGUAGGUCAUUAGUUGGAAAUUGUCUGCGACUCCCAGCAGGAAAUACUGUGUGGUGGUUUUGGAGAGCUUUCAUACUGUUGACAUUGGCUAUAUUGCUGACAUCAGGCAGCCAGAGGAAGGCUGGCUAUUGCUAGUCUUGAAGUUCUUGUACUGAUUUUAUGUUAGGUAGUACUGUUUCUAAAUGAAAUCACAUAGUUAAAACUUAAUUAGUGGCUACUGCAUUUAUUGUGUAGUUGUAUAAAGACUUCUGGAUUUCAGAUGAAUCAGGGAAUGCCCCCCCCCCUUUAAAAUGAAGGUUUGCAAUUUUAUGACUGGAAUGUGUUCUAACUUUAAAUACCAAGUACUGUACUAUUAACUGGUAAAUGAUAUGAGAAUACUCCAAGUAAGUUAAAUCUAUAGAAAGAGAUGGAUAAAUUAAUUAGCUAUCUCCACAGUAUUUAUGUAUUAUAUUUAUAUGGCUCACAAAUAACUUAGAACUCAACAGUAAUAGAACUUAAUUAUGAAGACAAAGUCCUAAGCAGUUAUUCUAGUUCUAACCAAGGUUUCUUGUAAGCAACUCCCAUUUGUUUCAAUGAAGCCUUCAGAUAACUAUAAGUAAAUAAUACUGAACUCAUUGAGAGUUACUUCGGAGUAAAUAUACUAGAUGUUAUUAGAUUUCUUAUCAACACUUUACCAUAAAGUUCCAAGAUAGGUAAAAGAUUGUGCUGCAAACAGAUUUCAGAAUUCUUAGCACAUACCUAACUAUAAAUGGGACAGGAAUGCAUUGAUGUGGAUACUGGCAGCACAACGCAGUGCGUGUUUACUUGGAAGUAAGUUCCACUGCCUUAAGGGGGAUUUACUCCUAGGUGAGUGUGCAUAGUUCUGAGACUGUAAUAUUUUGCACUGAUAAGAACAAGCCUUGAUUAUUGUGUUGGGAUUUACUUGGAGUAAAAAUGCACAGGAUCAAAGGAAGGUGUCAGUGACUUAGAUGGUGGCACUCUUUGUGAUACUGAAUUUUGCCUGGUGUUCUGACUCGAAUGCUUCUUUCUUUCUUUCUUUCUUUUGAUCCUCAGAUCAUGUACAUAAAAGGGGACCUUUUUACGUGUCCUGGAACAGACUCCCUUGCUCACUGCAUCAGUGAGGAUUGUCACAUGAGUGCUGGCAUAGCUGCCAUUUUCAAGAAGAAGUUUGGUGGUGUUCAGGAGCUCUUGAACCAGAGUAAGUAGUUAAGGAAAAAUAAUGCCUAAUAUAUAAAAAAAAGAACCUAGGUUCUUAAUACAGUUGUACCUUGGAAGUCGAAUGGAAUCCAUUCUGGAAGUCCUUUCAACCUCCAAAAUGUUUGGAAACCAAAGUGCAGCUUCUGAUUGGCUGUGGGAAGCCAGAUCAAAUGAUAUAUUGCCUACUUUUUAUGCGCUUUAUGAAUAAAUGUGUUGAGAUGUGUUUUUGUUUGUAUGUAUAUGUAUGCAAGCACACAUUGGGGAGUAGGGUGUCAAACUGGGUCUUUGACCCAGGUGACAAAAAACCUAGUUUUGGCUCUGUUAAAGAUGUUCUAAUUUGUUUUAGAAAAGAAGACUGGAGAUGUGGCUGUUCUGCAGAGAGACAAUCGAUAUGUGUACUAUCUGGUAAGAGCAGGGCACAUGAUAAAGGUUUGGGUACAUGAACUGAUUUUAGCAGGGAGAUAUCUGUCUGUAUUAGUAUUUCUGCUUCUUCAUUUGUCAGUGAAAGAUAAAAACACCCUUAUCUUAAUGACCUAAUCUUGCUGCAAUGCAACUUCAUCAACAGCUUUCACUUACAUAGGCCUUUCAUUAAGAGUUCAAGUGCAAACUGUUGCAGAAAUUGAAGUUGCUGUUUGAGUGGUGUGUUAUUUAGUAAAUUUCAGAGUAGUCUGUACCAUCCAGUAUUCAGAUGAUCACAAACAAUACCUUUGCUUGAAAUCUUAUUUGAAAACACACAGUGAUUCAAGAAGUGGAUGUAUUCACAUUUGUGUUAUAUCUGUCUGGAGCUAAGUUGGCAACUGUGUUAAAUGCAAUUUAGCAUGAUAUAUUUCUUCCCUUUUAAAAUAUCUCUUUACAUAGACAAUUAGCUGUCUUAUCUUUUUGCUGUUAUACUAUGCUUCAUUAAGAGGUUCCUGGCGGUGUGAAAUUUGUUUGUUUAUUCAGUUGAAUCAUAUUCUCCAAAAACACUCAGGAGCUGAAAUAUUUGCUUCCUUGUUUGUAAAUUGCAUUUGUAAUACGAAGUAUGGCUGGAUUAUUCUGUCACAUUCUUUCAAAACAGCUAUUUACAAAUAGGUAUCAGCAGCAGUGGUUAAAAUUUUGUAACAAAAAAAAAAAGUCUUUUCAAAAUAUAACUUUGCAGGAGCCUUUAAAAAUAAAUAAAACAAACAUAAAUCAGAAUAUUUACCUGCAGAAUCUCAGUGUUUUUAACAUCGCAGGGACCAGGUUUUAAUGUGUGUGUGGCAGCUAUAAUGCCAUUUACACGUCCCACUGACACUGAUGCAAAUUGCAAGUACUUAAUUUUGAGACUGCAACCCAAAGGCCCAGAUUUUAGCAAAUUUUAACAUGUCUCAGUUCGCUAGUCCAAGCAGCCAAAUUAAUGAUCUAGAUUCAUGUGAUCUAUCAUUAGUAUCAACAGUAUUGGUUAGUAUCAACAGUAUUGGUUAAAAGUACCUAAUAAAUGAAUGAGGCAACACAAUCCUUUAAGUGUCUACUCAGAAUUAUAUCCCACUGAGAUCACUAGUCUCAGGUAAUUUUGUACAAGAUUUCAGCCUAAGACUGCAAUCCUAAAUAAGCUUACUAGACAGUGGGUCCUAUUGAAUUCAGUGCAACUUAUUCUGAGAAGGCACGUGUCACAUGGGAUGUAAAGAUGCCUAAUCAAAAGUAUUGCUAAUCUGCACUUAACCUUGCACUUGCUUUCAGAUUACAAAGAACAAAUACUUUCAUAAACCUACCUAUGGCAAUUUACAGAAGAGUCUGGAAGCUAUGAAACUCCACUGCAUGGAUAAUGGCGUAACUUGCAUUUCUAUGCCCAAGUAAGCAAAUUUGAUACUGGAAAAUUACUCCCACAUAUUUUGGAAUAUUCAUAUGAUACAUAUAUCUUAUAUAGUAAAAUUUUAUUAUUCUUUGGAAAAUUUCAAAUGCUUUAAAAUGUACAGUGGUACCUCAGGUUACAGACGCUUCAGGUUACAGACUCCAUUAACCCAGAAAUAGUACCUCAGGUUAAGAACUUUGCUUCAGGAUGAGAACAGAAAUAACGCAGCGGUGGCAGCGGGAGGCCCCAUUAGCUAAAGUGGUACCUGAGGUUAAGAACAGUUUCAGUUUAAGAACGGACCUCCAGAACAAAUUAAGUACGUAACCAGAGGUAUCACUGUAUUCUAUAUAUAUUUACAGAUGACAUAGGUGUGAAAGAAAUGACUUUUUCUACUUUGUUUAAGUUUACAAUCUAGAAAUUAUGGAGGAGAAAAUGAAUAUAUUUGAGGCCAACGUAUAACACUGUGUUUUGGAGCAGAUUUAUGCUUUUUGAGAAAACUCUGCUCUGACCACCUCUGAGUUGAUAAAAAUAUUGUGGAAAACGAUAGCAAUUGUCAGAACCAAAGUCCGGAGUAUUAUAUAGAUGAUAUGCUGAGAAAUCUAGACAUUAGUAAUAUUUAGAUGAUCCAAUAAUAUGUCUGUUUUAGCUUGCUAACUUUCUUGCAUUUGAGUACAUACUCUGCUGCAGUUUUGAGGGCAACUAGUUAUUGAUUUUAUUUUUUGUUGCAUGUGUAAAUGGACGUACAUCUUGUUCUGAUGUUUCAUUCAAAUCUUGAUUUGGUUAUUGUUCAGCGGACUUUGUGUUCUCUUUGCAUGCCUGUUCCCUCCCUCUCUUUUUAGUUUAUGGUGACCUCUAAACUGGGUGUAAGUACUUCCAGUUCAGAUUUGGAGACAUAAUAUGGUUUGCAAUAAUCAUAGUUUGCCUGAUAUGGAUGUUAUGGCAUACUAUCGUUACUGUAAAGCAGGAAGCAAGAGGAAGUCAAAGCAUGCAGAAAGAGGAGGAAAUGCAGCUGCACAUAGCAUAGCCCAUUCAUGAUGUCCUGACCAUGAUUUCUCCAUGACCUCAGAACUGGGCACCAAUUCAUGACUGACAGAUCUGGUGUAUUCAUUUUGUGAUGCUAUUUGUAUGUGAGACUAGUAAUAAUUCUAACUGACUUUGCUUGGGAGCAAUUACGAGUAUUUUGAUUAAACGUUAUGAUGAUUCUACAGACUAGCAAUUUUUAGGAUAUUUCUCAAGGGUGAAUUGGCAAGAAUGAAUGUGUGGGAAUACUUGGGCAUUCUUUAUCUUCCAGGAUUGGGUGCGGACUUGACCGCCUGGAUUGGAAUAAAGUUUCAACAGUGCUUGAAGAAGUAUUUGAGGAUACAGAUGUUAGCAUUACAGUUUAUUCCCUGUAA
Podarcis lilfordi (Lilford's wall lizard) is the source of this 7720-nucleotide messenger RNA. NCBI's taxonomy places the organism in Eukaryota, Metazoa, Chordata, Lepidosauria, Squamata, Lacertidae. The record is from the annotation of a GenBank genome assembly.